AUGGCCCAGUUUGGGGGACAGAAAAAUCCGCCCUGGGCGACUCAGUUUGCCGCUACCGCCGUGUCCCAGCCAGGCCAUACAGGCCACACAGCCCAGUCUCUUGACAUCAACUUGCACUCCCUUGGCGUUCAGCAGCCUUCCCUCCUGGGAGCCUCCCCUGCCGUCUACUCCCAGCAGUCGGCAUUGGCCGCUGCCUCUCUCGGCAACCAAUCCGCAGCCAACUAUCAAUUGUCUCAGCAGACCGCUGCCUUGCAGCAGCAGGCAGCAGCGGCUGCUGCCGCCGCUGCACUGCAGCAGUCGCAGAUCAAUUCAGCCCUCCAGCAGUAUCAGCAGCAACAGCAGCAGCAGCAGCCUCCCCCACAACAACCGCCACAACAGCAGUUGUACAGCGUGCCUCAUCAGCUUCCACAGCCUCAACCGGCACUGCUGUCACAGCCGCCAGUGGCGUUGCCCACGAGCCUGAGCCUGUCCAAUCCCCAGCAGACGGCACAGAUCACCGUGUCCUACCCGACGCCGCGCUCAAGUCACCAACAGCAGCAGCAGCCACAGAAGCAGCGCGUAUUCACUGGAGUGGUCAACAAGCUGCAUGACACUUUUGGCUUUGUGGAUGAAGACGUUUUCUUUCAGUUAAGUGCUGUCAAAGGGAAGACGCCGCAAGUGGGUGACAGGGUGCUGGUGGAGGCUGUGUACAACGCCAAUCUACCCUUCAAGUGGAACGCGCAGCGCAUACAGACUUUACCUCAGCUCGCAAACCAGUCUCAUCAGCAGCAGUCUCAGCCUUUACCUCAAGCUUCCCCGCAGCUGGGCGGUCUUUACAAUGAGCCAGGAAUUCAGCUGCGCUACUCUGACAUGCACCCCGGAGCUGAUGGGAGACAAAAUAACCAUCCUCCACCACCCAACAUGAUGAAGGCUCCCCCCAUACUUCAGUCGCUUCCCCCUCCAACCACGUUCAGUGUUCCGCCCCCGACUCCUCCACCUUCCUUGCUGCAGGCCCAGCUGUCAGCCGCCUCGCUAGGUCCCCUCCUCCAGAACCCUCCUCAGCCUCUGCUGCCACAGCCACCUCCCAAAGAUGUGUUUCCAGGCGGUCUCCUUCAGCCCCCAGUGAGACUCAUGCCACAACCGCAGCCAGUGAGACGGAUUGAGCCUCCUCCGCGCUUUCCUCCUCGCAACGAUCGCCCCCCUGAGCUCAUCCUGCGCAGUAAAGAGGAUCGCAGCCGAGACAGAGAACGGGAGCGCAGGCGUUCGAGAGAGCGCUCGCCUGUGCGGAAACGCUCCCGAGAGCGCUCCCCAAGACGAGAGCGCUCGCCGCGACGGCCACGCCGAGUAGUCCCGCGCUACACCGUACAAUUUUCAAAGUUCAGUUUGGACACUCCAAGCUGUGAUAUGAUGGAGCUAAGACGGCGCUAUCAGAGUCUGUAUAUUCCCAGCGACUUUUUUGGUGCCUCCUUCACAUGGGUGGACGGAUUUCCUCUGACGCGACCCUUUCAGUUCAGCAACGCGUGCAACUUCCACAUUUUGCACAAGGAGGUGGAUCCUUUGGUCAAAAAUACCGCCGUGCUGGAUCCACCUGAUGCAAACCACACGUACAGCGCUAAGGUGAUGUUACUGGCAAAUCCCAGUUUAGAGGAGUUGUAUCACAAAUCAUGUGCCCUCGCAGAAGAUUCACAGGAGGUCAGAGACUCCUUCCAGCAUCCCGCAAGACUCAUCAAGUUUUUAGUGGGAAUGAGGGGCAAAGACGAGGCUAUGGCCAUCGGUGGCCACUGGUCUCCCUCUCUGGACGGCGCUGAGCCAGAAAAGGAUCCCUCGGUCCUCAUAAAGACAGCUAUACGCUGUUGCAAGGCACUCACAGGCAUAGAUCUUAGUCUGUGCACUCAGUGGUAUCGUUUUGCAGAGAUUCGCUAUCACCGGCCAGAGGAGACCCACAAGGGGCGGACAGUCCCCGCUCAUGUGGAGACAGUGGUUUUGUUUCUUCCGGAUGUUUGGCAUUGUCUUCCUACCCGCUCAGAGUGGGAGGCGCUGUCGCGGCGACUCCGGGAGCAGCUGGCUGAGAAGCUGUCGGCCGAGCGAAAGGAGGCAGAUGGAGAACAGGAGGAAGAGGAAAAGGAUGGCGACGAAGCCAAGGACGUCUGCACCCCUACUCACUGGACCAAACUUGAUCCGAAAUCAAUGAAGGUGAACGACCUGCGAAAGGAGUUGGACUGUCGAGCUCUGAGCUCCAAGGGCUUAAAGUCGCAGUUGAUUGCCCGGCUCACCAAGCAACUGAAGGUGGAGGAACAGGUGGAAGAGUCCAAGGAACCCGAGAAGCCUGAAAUUAAGCCUCCUGAGGAAGAAGAGCCAUGCCGCAUGGAGGAGGACAAAGAGGAGGAGGAAAGGAAGAGGCAAGAGGAGCUGGAGCGCCAACGCCGGGAGAGACGCUACAUCCUCCCCGAUGAGCCCACCAUCCUCGUUCACCCCAACUGGGCUGCCAAGAACGGCAAGUUUGACUGCAGCGUUAUGUCCCUCAGUGUGCUGCUCGACUACAGGCUGGAGGACAACAAGGAGACAUCUUUUGAGGUUUCCCUCUUUGCCGAGCUGUUCAAUGAGAUGCUGCAGAGAGAUUUCGGUUAUCGAAUAUACAAAGCCCUUGCUGCGAUUCCCGCCAAGGAUGAAAAGAAGGACAAGGAGAAGAAGGCCAAAAAAGAGGCUGAGAAAAAGGAGCCGGAAAGGAGGGAAUUAAAGAAGGAGAAAGAUGAGGACGUUGACGAACCGAUGUCGAAGAAAGCAAGGGACGACGAUGAGGUUGACAGGCGAAAGCAUAGCGACGACAAGGUGCUAAAAAAGGAGGAGUCACGAGAUGAGGACGAAAACGAAGAUGAUGGUAGCACGGCCAACGCAGAUGAGUACGACCCUAUGGAGGCAGAAGACGCGGACGAUGACGACGACGAUGAUGAAAAAGAUGACGACGACGAUAGAGACAAAAAAGAUCGCAAAGAUGACCGGAAAUCGCCAAAGGACAGGAGUUUGAAAGACAAGGACAAAAGGCAGAUGGUCACUCAUAACAAAGAGUUGCUGAUGGCGUUUGUCUACUUUGACCAAAGUCAUUGGGGUUACCUGUUGGAAAAAGACUUGGAAGAAAUCUUGUACACACUGGGGCUGCACCUUUCACGCGCUCAGAUAAAGAAGCUGCUGAACAAGCCGGUCGUGAGAGAGUCGUGUUAUUACCGCAAACUCACAGACAGGCCAAAAGAUGAGCUUGACGUCUCUCUGACUGAAGCACAAACUGAAAACCUUUUAGGAAACAGAGAGCUACUUCCUAUUUCAAAGUCAUGUGCUCAGUCAGAAACCAAUGAGUCCAGUAAUCUGAUUGUUUACAAUGGAGCCAUGGUGGACCUCAGCAGCCUCAUGCAGAAGUUGGAGAAGAGCGAGAAAGCUCGGGAGGAGAUCGAACAGAAGCUCAUGGUGCUGGACGCCAAGAUGGAGGAAGACGCCAAGGUGAAAGCGCAACUAGAACAAGAAAACAGGUCUUUGUCCAAGGACCUAGAUGAGACCAAAAAUACUCUAAGGCAAACGGAGAAGACUCAAAAGGACGCAGAGGAGCAGAAAAACAUUUACCGCGAACAGUUUGCCAAGACAUGCAAGACCCUAACAGACACGGUCAAAAGCCUGAUGGCAGUGAUGAGAAAGGAUCAUGAUGGAAACGACGAGGAGGAUAUUGUGCAGCUUCAAGUUAAUGGCGGUGAUGAACAGAUCACUUCUUAA
This is a messenger RNA of Nerophis lumbriciformis (worm pipefish), 3738 nucleotides long. The record is from RefSeq and is a predicted model, not a curated record. NCBI's taxonomy places the organism in Eukaryota, Metazoa, Chordata, Actinopteri, Syngnathiformes, Syngnathidae.